Molecule: messenger RNA, 1248 nt
Organism: Klebsormidium nitens
Lineage: Eukaryota; Viridiplantae; Streptophyta; Klebsormidiophyceae; Klebsormidiales; Klebsormidiaceae
Source: the annotation of a GenBank genome assembly
UGCUAGCAAAUUUCCAAGCAAGCCACCAUUGGCAUUGGCAGCAAUUGGGCGUCCUCUUUGAUCCUCUAAGGCACUAAGUCCUGCUGCAAGGUGAUACUGGUCAUACCUGAAUGGAGAGAGCAGCCUCUGGAAUUACGAGAAAAUUUGUCUUAUUGGCAAUUGGGAGGCUGCCGGAGGAGCUUGGGCGCAGCUGGUUUGAUAAGUGUUUCCGGGGCUUGGACCGUCCGCUAAGGAUGGCUUUCAGGAGGAGGCCUGGCAUCUCUGGCUUGCAAGGGGCGACAGCUGCAAGGGCACAGUACAAGACUCUUGGGGAGGAUGUUGCCAAAGUGAGGACGGAGCAGAUGACCGAGCAGCUUGCGACCUUCAAGAAGAGCUUGGAGGACUUUGCACAGAAGUACAAAAAUGACAUCAAGAAGCAGCCGGCGUUUCGGGCGCAAUUCCACGAGAUGUGCGCGAAGUGCGGGGUAGACCCGCUGGCUAGCAACAAGGGGUUCUGGGCGGAGCUUCUGGGCAUCGGCGACUUCUAUUACGAGCUGGGCGUGCAAAUCGUCGAGGCCUGUUUAGCAACGCGGCCGCACAAUGGGGGCCUCAUAGACCUACAAGACCUGCGAGCGUUAGUAGCAAAGAAGCGGCGAACCGCUAAGGAGCCUGUGACUGAAGACGACUGCAUACGGGCCAUUGGGAAGCUGAAGGCACUCGGGAGUGGGUUCGAGAUCUUCACCGUCGGGAGCAGACGUCUCGUCCGCUCUGUUCCGACGGAAUUGAAUCGGGACCAUAACGAGAUUCUGGAGAUGGCGCAGGGCAAAGGCUUCGUGACAGCGGCCGAGGUGCAGGCGCAAAAGGGCUGGCCGCCAGGGAGGGUCGAAGACGCGUUAGAAACGCUGCUAAGAGAGGGCCUUGCAAUGAUAGACGACGGUGAUCCAGAUGGGCAGCGCCGUUUCUGGUUCCCUUGCUCGUCCGGAGAUGGCAACUUGAGCAUAGAAGGACAACUCGGUGAAGGACCUAUCCGAUGACGUUAGUGCACUGGUCCGGUUGAUUCUUAGCUUUGAACAUAUUGAACGAGUUGGUCGAAACCAACUAUGUACAGAUAGAGAGGAAUUUUUAGAUCAUAGGGCGAUGAAAUGGUCAACACUUUCUGGAAAUGAAGCAUGUGAUUGGAGCAGAAGUUUGAAGAGUAUAUGAAAGCGUCGUCGCCGCAAUUCAGCCUUCGCCUGGACACUAGCUGUACGUCCCAAUCCCUGUAUGAUG